AAGUCCGGAACGUUCAGGAAGGAAGUCAAAGCUGUCAAACGGGUCUCUACCUUUUCUGAGGUUAGUAAUGGAGUGCUCCAGGAACUCUAUCCUCUUCAGAGAAAACUUUCCAACUUCUGCUAUGUAGUCUGGGAAACAUAAUAAGUUAAUUAAGCGUUAAAGAAAAACAAUGGCGUCGGAGGUGAAAUUAAACGGGACCGAACUUUUGGAAGUUAACAUAUGCGACAGCGUAUGUUCCGAGGACGAGAGCGGCGUUUUUGUCAACUCUGUCGCCUCCUUUCAGGAUGAUUUCUCCGGCUUUCAGCAGUGGACGAACCCCGCCGAGUCACCUAACGACACAUCAUCACCCCCGGGACAGCAGGUCCCCACCGGGGAGCACGGAGCUCCGCCUGGCACUCGCAGGACCAGCACGGCCGGUGAUAGUGACUCUGAGUUCCUGGGAGAUGGAGUCAAGUCUCUGAGGUCCUCCAUAGUGGACUGUCUGUUGGUGGAGCUUUAUGAUACGUACAAUGGAGGCAGCAGGAGGAAUUUGGACAGCUGGGACAGCUCCACCGAGGCGUCCGGCUCUGAUGCGUUCCUGGGCCGCAGUAACUCCGGGUCCAGCUUCCUCCAGGAGCUCCAGGAGAAGCACACCAGGAGGCACCAGAUGAACUACCUGGCCCAGAAAGCCCCAGAGGAGCUGCAUUCAAUCAUCCAGGAGGUCAAAUAUCGUACAGGCCUGCAGUCGGCCAAGCUGCUCCGCCAGCUGAAGAGACGGGACCGACUUUGCCACAAACUGCAGAAGAACUACGACAUUAUCACAGCUUGCCUUCAGGCGGUCUCACAGAAACGACGAGUUGACACGAGACUGAAGUUUACCAUCGAACCAUUGCUGGGAAAAAAUGGAUUCCAGCAGUGGUACGACGCACUUAAAUCAGUGGCGAGGCUCCCUACUGGGUUACCAAAGGAAUGGAGGAAGAGGGUUUGGCUAACGCUAGCAGACCAGUACCUCCACAGUAUCUCUAUUGACUGGGAGAAGACGCUUCGCUUCGCCUUCAACGAGCGCAGCAACCCUGAUGACGACUCCCUCGGCAUCCAAAUCGUCAAGGACCUGCACAGGACAGGCUGCAGUUCCUACUGCGGCCAGGAGGGGGAGCAGGACCGGGUGGUGCUGAAGAGGGUGCUGCUGGCGUACGCCCGCUGGAAUAAAAGUGUGGGCUACUGCCAAGGAUUCAACGUGCUGGCUGCACUAAUACUGGAGGUCACAGAGGGCCACGAGAGCGACGCACUUAAGGUGAUGAUCUACCUGAUUGACAAAGUGCUGCCUGAGAGUUAUUUUGCCAACAACCUGCGAGCAUUGUCAGUGGACAUGGCGGUGUUCAGAGACCUGCUGCGCCUAAAGCUGCCCCGACUGUCGCAGCAUCUCCACCAGCUGCAGAAAGCUGCCAACAGAGAGGCCGGAGGCAGCUACGAGCCUCCGUUGACCAACGUGUUCACGAUGCAGUGGUUCCUCACCAUGUUCGCCACCUGCCUGCCAGCGCCCACCGUGCUGAAGAUCUGGGACUCUGUUUUCUUCGAGGGUUCAGAGGUGCUGUUUCGAGUCGCCCUCGCCAUCUGGGAGAGACUGGGAGAGAGGAUCGAGUACUGUCACUCAGCGGACGAGUUUUACAGCACGAUGGGUUGCCUCACUCAGGAGAUGCUGGAGAACAACCUCAUCGAUCCUCCUGAACUCAUGCAGGAGGUUUACUCCAUGGCCGUGUUUCCUUUCCCUCAACUGGCUGAGCUGAGAGAGAAAUACACCUACAACAUCACUCCGUUCCCCACUUCAGUCAAAUCCAGUGGAAGUGGCGGUCUGGGCAGCUGGGAGAGCGAUGACGACGCCGACAUGGACGAUGAAGACUCGGUGGUGACGGCGCUCGGCUGCCUCGGUCCCCUGGGCGGCCUGCUGGCCCCCGAGCUGCAGAGAUACCACAAACAUCUCAAAGACCAGCGAGGCGAGCAGGGGAACAUCGCAGAGCUGAGCCCGGGAGCGGUGGGAGCUGCAGGGGGAGGAGGUGGAGGAGGUGGAGGAGGUGGUGCCAGGGCGGAGCAUCAAGCAGCAAUCAACAGCAUGAUGAUGGAGAGAAUGAGCACCGACAUCUACGCCCUGAAGAAGCAAUAUACACGCAUCAAAAGGCGGCAGCAGCAACAGGCUAUGCAGCUCUACAUACGCACAGGACCCGGACCUGAAGUGGCCACAAGUCCUGGGGUUCUGCAGGAACGUCCCGACACACACGGCGACAGUACCGACCAACACGCUGACGACAAGUGCCCCGCCACCCGUGUCCUGCCCUCCCAACUGAACCCUUCCAGCACCGUAAUCAACCACCUCCUUCUGGGUCGGAAGCCACGCGGAGAUCCCCGGGGCUCCAGACCCACCUACCCAAGCACAUCCACCCUACCAGGGUCCAGACCUGCUUCUCUGUCCCAGAGUCAGGGCUCCCCGGCCAGCCAGCGCUGUGGCUCGCUGCUCUCUACUAGUACUGGAUCUCCAGGGAGCUCUGGAGGCGGCGCGGGGUCUCCCUGGCGUGCUCAUGUCCGGGUACAUCGAAGGAAUGUAGCCAGGGCCCGAGCACAGCUGGGCUUUGGAGAUGAGGAGGAAAGGGAAGAUGAGGAGGAGGAGGAGGAAGAAGGAUCGGUUAUAUUUGAGAGUGAAGAGGAGAGGAAGGUUGAGGAAGAUGCGAGAGAUGAUGAUGAGGAGCAGAAACAGGGCAGUGACUCCGCUGUGUCUCCUCCUCUCUCGACGGAGUGUGAAGAUGAACCGCAGGAGGCAGAUGAGACAGAAGUCUUAGAGGUGGUGGUGCAGCUUAGCUCCCUGGAUCUAGAGGACGAAUCAACUCUGACCUCCCCCAACGACGCAGACACACAACCCCCAGUACCGCAGUCUAAACCUGCCCCCCAGGUUCCUCUUCUGCCUCCUCCACCGCCCACAAACAGACACAAAGAGUCUGAUUCCUCUGAAAGAACAUCUGACGAACACUUUUCCUCCAUCGUUUUACGUCCACCUCACCACUUUAACUCCUCCCCCUCCCGCCUGAGUCCGUCACCCUCUCCGGUCCCUACAUCGGCUUCUCUAGCUCCGUCCUGCUCGUCCUCUCCUACGCCACCCUCCACCCCAACGCCAAGCACCACAUCCUGCCUUCCUUCGUCCCAAUCAGCUAACGACUUCUCCUCUCUUGCCGCGUCCUUUUACAAAACGUCCUCCCCCUCCACUCCCUCGCUCUCCUCUAUCGCCUCAUCGUCCAGAUCUCAUUUAUCCUCCUCCCCGUCAACCCCAGCGUUGUCGUCCACCCCCAAGCAGCCGGUCUAUUCCCCGUUCCCGAGCGUUAAGCAGCCCAGGAAGUCGGCGGCAGCCAGAAAUCUUGGUCUCUAUGGUCCUACAUCCAGAACGCCCACAGUACACUUCCCUCAGCUCAGCCGCAACCUCAACCGCAGUAGCGCUGCGGGCACCACCGGGAGCCGAUGAAGAUAUGAAAUAUCUAACUACACCUUGUUGCCUCCUGCGUAUCAAGAGAUAACCCACAUCUUAUCUGAAGGAGGUUGAAAGUUGUAGAAAUGUAAAGUUCAGACGCCUGCGGCUCGAUUAUGGAUGUUAAAAUGUGAAGAUUGUAGUUCACCUGAUAAAGGGGUCAUCCUGAAAUCUAUUACAGACACACGUUUAAGAAGUAGUUGACCAUUAAUUGUGAAGAAAGCUUCUUCUUAUUAUUUCAACCGCGUUAGUACCGCACAUCUGAGGAGCGUCCAGGACCGUCACCGUGUCGAGACCUUCGCAGUGACCGACUGGCCAAGACGAACUCGUAGGGGUAACAUGAUGACGUACCUUCUUACACAACAGCCAUCCAGUUGUUUCUAUGCCAAGUAUUUAAAAUAAAUACCUAAUUGCUGUAAAUGAAGAAUAAUAAAACAUAAAGUGUGUGCCCCCCCCCCCCCCCCCCAAAGAAACUCCAGAUCUUAAGAUGUUUGAUAAAGCAAAAUGUUUUCUUUAUUCUCUGUCUGUAACUGUUGAACACGAGGCAUGUAAUAUCUGUCAGUAAUGAAGUAAGUGGGAAUGUUAUUCUGUGUUCACAUAAAAUAAACCUGCACAACAUUUAAAAGGA
Cottoperca gobio is the source of this 4115-nucleotide messenger RNA. RefSeq names its product TBC1 domain family, member 30 (gene tbc1d30). The coding region runs from base 170 to 3484 and encodes 1104 amino acids. The record is from RefSeq and is a predicted model, not a curated record. Gene Ontology annotation, cellular component: endoplasmic reticulum. Lineage: Eukaryota; Metazoa; Chordata; Actinopteri; Perciformes; Bovichtidae. The transcript is spliced from 15 exons.